UCAGGGAAGCAGUUUCCGGGUUUCCCUUCCUGGGCUGGGACAGCAGCGAGAGACGAGAAGCUCCGGUUGUUGAACAAUACCUCAAAGUUGCGCACAGGCUCGUCUAAUAAACAGCUGCAAUGUCUCAGUCUGGAGAAAAAAGUAAGUUUCCAGAUGCAGCAGGUUAUGUUGGUUUUGCUAAUCUCCCAAACCAAGUGCACAGAAAAUCUGUGAAGAAAGGUUUUGAAUUCACCCUAAUGGUUGUAGGAGAGUCUGGUCUGGGGAAAUCAACACUAAUAAACAGCCUGUUUCUCACUGACCUGUACCCUGAGCGCUACAUCCCUGGUGCUGCAGAGAAGAUUGAGAGGACGGUGCAGAUUGAGGCAUCGACUGUGGAAAUUGAGGAGAGAGGAGUAAAGCUUCGCCUCACCGUGGUCGACACUCCUGGAUAUGGUGAUGCCAUCAACAGCCAGGAUUGCUUCAAGACCAUCAUCCAGUACAUUGAUAAUCAGUUCGAGCGAUACCUGCAUGACGAGAGUGGACUGAACCGCAGACACAUAGUGGACAACAGGGUGCACUGCUGCUUCUACUUCAUCUCUCCAUUUGGCCAUGGAUUGAAACCUCUGGAUGUGGAGUUCAUGAAGGCCAUUCACAGUAAAGUCAAUAUAGUCCCAGUCAUCGCUAAGGCUGACACCCUGACACUGAGGGAAAGGGAUCGCCUGAAGAGGAGGAUCUUGGAUGAGAUUGCGGAGCAAGGGAUCAAAAUCUAUCAGCUUCCAGAUGCCGACUCUGACGAGGACGAGGAGUUCAAGGAACAGACCCGAGUCCUGAAGGCCAGCAUUCCCUUCGCUGUGAUUGGCUCCAACCAGCUGAUUGAGGUGAAGGGUAAGAAGAUCCGUGGUCGUCUCUACCCAUGGGGAGUGGUGGAGGUGGAGAACCCCGAGCACAACGACUUCCUCAAACUGCGCACCAUGCUUGUGACUCACAUGCAAGACCUCCAGGAGGUGACACAGGAUCUGCAUUAUGAGAACUUCCGCUCGGAGAGGCUGAAGAGAGCGGGCAGAGCUGUAGAUGAAGAUGUGAUGGAUAAGGACCAGAUCCUGCUACAGAAAGAAGCAGAGCUGAGACGCAUGCAGGAGAUGAUCGCUCAGAUGCAGGCACAGAUGAAGAUGAAAUCAGAUGAGUAAACGACGCCAAGCUGAAGCCCCAACAAGCACAUACGAGUCUCUACAAUAUAUAUCUAUAUACACACUCAAACCUGGUGGUUCAACGCUUCCUGACACUACUCCGCAGCCUGCAAACACACAUCCAUCCACUGCUCUGGAGCGCCACACUUUUCCUCUCGACCAUCUUUUUUAAGACCUUGUUUACAGCCCAGAUCGGAACUAGUCACUGAAAGAGACGGAACACAAUUUAUUGAUUGUGAAAUCAUUUCACUUGUAUCCGUUAUUUAGCCUUCAUCUAAAUUAUUGUCCUCCUAGCUGCCAGUGACAAUGGUACUAAGUCUUUGCCAUGAGAAGUCUUGUUUACAAAGAUAUAAUGUACGAGUUGUGAGUUUCUUUCACGUCCAAGCUCCACGAGGUACAGUGUUUCAUUCAUUUUACUGUCACACUAACACUAUUUUAUGGUUCUUUUAAAGAAAAUAAUUAAAAAAAAACAGUUGGUAUGUAUAUCUAUGAGUCAGUGAGGCCGCUGCCUUUAACUCUGUGUAGUUUCAACACUUUGUGCCUGUUUGCUGACAUCUGUCAGUGCAAUAACCACAUUAUUACCACAGCCAGGAAGAAUCUGUGUGAUAAUCUGUCCUCUUUCAGGAUGAGAAACACUUCCAUUUCUUGUUUGCCUCUGUUAAAUCAGGAAUUAAUUUAGUAGCCUACAGUGAAAAUUGAUGUUUAUUAGUGAUACAACCAGACUUCAGGAUCAAUAACAUUUCUUGCUUUUCAGGAUUUGAUCUUUAUUUUAGUGCCAAACUACAACUGAUGACUGAAAAUUAACCCAGUGAUCCUGAAUCUUGUGUGUCUUUAUGCUUUCAGUGAUGUUAUUUAAUGUGUGAAGUUGUCUGUUUGUACCUUACACACACAGAUCCUCAACAUACUGUAUUAAUACUUUCACUAUGAAACUCACAUUCAAUAAUAUUUCACGGUACUGUGUGUAAAUCCCUCCAGCCAUCUGUGAGCAGCAGACUAAACACGCUAACAUUUCUUCAGCUCUGUUUCUGAGAGGCCUUCAGCAUCAGUCUGCUCUUCUGUAUUAGGUUGACGUUUGCAUAUUUGACUGCUGAAUUAAGACACAUAUAAUUUUUUUUUCUUAACUGUGUCUGU
Messenger RNA from Salarias fasciatus (jewelled blenny), 2297 nucleotides. RefSeq names its product septin-2. The transcript is spliced from 12 exons. The record is from RefSeq and is a predicted model, not a curated record. Gene Ontology annotation, molecular function: GTP binding. NCBI's taxonomy places the organism in Eukaryota, Metazoa, Chordata, Actinopteri, Blenniiformes, Blenniidae. Gene Ontology annotation, biological process: cell division. The coding region runs from base 120 to 1166 and encodes 348 amino acids.